AUCCGUUUGAAAACUGUUUGUAAAAAUUGACAGAGUCCAAUGCGAAUUGUUAUCUAAAAUGCAAUUGAAUAAUUAGAAGCUGUUUAAAACUGCAACAGGCAAUCGGCUUGGGAACAUAACAUACGGAACCCAGUGGGAAGCGGCGCUCAAAAUGUCAGGGAAAUCUUAUUCCUUGCGUGAAAUGAAAUCAAUAGUGGAUUACCUAACAGUAAACCGCUUGUACGGUGAAACAAAGGGCCGAAAGAUGUGGAUGGAGUUUGCCAAUUCUAAUUUAACACAAAGAACCUGGCAGAGCCUCAAGGAGACAUUCUUAAAAAGAAUCCUACCGGACAUUACUAAUCCAUAUUACAGGCUAGACCCUGAACAGAUACUAAGCUUCAAGCGAGGGAUGAAUCUUACACAAAAAGAUAGAAGACUGGAACUGCGACCUGUGAACACUUCUAAAAACAAUGGUGCAAAUGAUGAAAAUGACCAGCCAAGUACUAGCAAAAAAAAUACAGAAGAAUAUGCUACAGGUGAGGAUAUCCAAUGUUCAAAAAUAGUACACAACAGAGCAUCCACUGAGACCCUUAUACUUGAUACAUGUUACCAAACUGCUGAGGACAUGCAAAGUGAUCUCGAAAGUGCCAACGAAGAUCAAAAUGAAGAUAAGACAAAGAAACCAGCAUUGAAGUCUGUCCGGGAUUUCAUAGAAUAUACAGAACCUUUGACACCUAUGCUGCAAGAGGUUUUGGAUGAUUUUGAUGAAGAUUGUUCUGAUGCUGAACCACCCAUGCAAAUAGAUGAAAAUUAUGUAGCUCAAGAUGAAACAUCAGAUACCCCAGAAAAUCCUACUUCAUCCCAGAGCAUUCUGAAACCAAAUAAAACACAAAACACAGCCAAAAUCACAACAGCUGGAGAAAAGGUUAAUGAAAAACAAGCAGGAAAUAUAAAUCAUACUAAAAAUAAUACCGAAGAACCAGUAGUUGUUCCUGAUGACACAGCAUUUUCUCAAUUGGAGGAUGUCAUGGUGUUAGUUGAUGAAGCUCUUGCACAAGACAUAGAUAAGGAGCUUAGCAGAAAUAUCGAAAGCCAAAAUAAGGAAGCCAGUUCUAAUCAGUCCAUUCCCAUGACUGACAGUUUACUUCCUAAUAAUCAAGAAGCUAUUAAAAAUACUACACUUGAAGUUCCGUCGCCUACAUCAUCAACACAUGACAAAGGUGAAGAAGGAAAUAGGAAAAAGGAAAGUGAAAUUGAUGAUAAAAAAUCAAAUUCACAAUCCAAUUUGUUGUCAGAUCAGGAGCCAGAACAGAAAGGUUCUGAUGGACUAAUCACUAUCGACUCUAAUGAAGAAAAGGCGAAUAACAAAGAUACUGCAAAAGAAAAUCAUACAGCUAUAAGUCCAAAAUCACCUGAAAAGCCUGCUCUAAAAGAUGACAAAGUUCAUGAAAUACAUUCAGAUAGUAGCACAGGGCAUAAAGAUGUAGAUCCACAGGUUGAUAACCCAUGCCUGAAAAGUGUCAGUUUAUUUGAACAAUUGUCUACACCAAAAUAUAGUGAUUCAGAUUCAAAUAAUAAAGAAAACGCCAAAGAACAGCGAAAAACGCAAGCUCAAAUCGCUGCAGAAACAAAAAAGAAUAAAGAUCCAAUGAGUGAUGGAACUAAAGUAAAUGAAGAUCAAAACAAUGAAAAAGCAAACUCCAAAAAACAAACUCAGGAUGGUGUUAUUCUUCUAAACUCUCGCACCACCUCUGAAAGUGUUGACGACUCUGAUAUCCACCAUAGACCUCUUGCCCGUUCAUCUCUCAAAAUUCAAAAGGAUAAAAAGUUAGCUAGCGUUUUCGGAUUUUCUAAUGGUGGUGCUCCCAAAAACAGAAGAUUGAAUGGUCGCAAGAGAACUACAUCUCACCGUAAAGUGCAAUCUGACUCCAGCGACUGGACUUCAACUAGCGACAGCGAGUACGUGUCGCCUCCGCACGGCAGGAGAAACAGAUACGCUAGGAAAUAUCUGAAACCGCGUGCAGCCCGAAUAAUGUCGCUCGAGGAAGAAGGGGGCUUGUUCGUCAUGCUGGGAAAGAAGGUUUAUCCGUUGGUAAAAGAUGGAAAACUUGUCAAGAACUAUGUCACGUUCCUGCCAGAGAGUGAUCCCGAAGAAGAUGACUCCUAUUGGAAAUCCAAAUAUAUUGAAGAAAGAAAACGAACAGACGUAUUAAAAAAAAAACUGGGACAUUCUAAAUCUAAUGGCGUGUUAGAAAAAGAAGAAAAGGAUAGUUCUAUUUCGAUAUCUUCUGUCACUUCACCGCUAACCGAAAAUCGUACAAGAUUACCGCCAAGCCGACGAGAAAGUGUUCAAGGAAACGAAUUAAUGCGACGAUAUAGCGGGGUUAUGGAAAAACCAGCCAACAAAGAAACAUUAAAAAUAAAAUUCACUAAAAAUGAUCAAGAAGUACAGCUAGAGGGUCACUGGCAACACAUAAACCCCGUUCUGGCGCAAGUGGUGUCCAUCUUACACAAGGAUGCGGAGAAGAAAGCGGACACGGUCACUUGUGUGGAGCUGUCGAGCGGGAACACCACACCCAUCACCCCUACGGUUGUACCUGCUGAGGCGCCCAUGGAUACAGGUAAAUAUUUCAAGGAAGUACAGCUAGAGGGUCACUGGCAGCACAUAAACCCCGUUCUGGCGCAAGUGGUGUCCAUCUUACACAAGGAUGCGGAGAAGAAAGCGGACACGGUCACUUGUGUGGAGCUGUCGAGCGGGAACACCACACCCAUCACCCCUACGGUUGUACCUGCUGAGGUGCCCAUGGAUACAGUGGUGUCCAUCUUACACAAGGAUGCGGAGAAGAAAGCGGACACGGUCACUUGUGUGGAGCUGUCGAGCGGGAACACCACACCCAUCACCCCUACGGUUGUACCUGCUGAGGUGCCCAUGGAUACAGUGGUGUCCAUCUUACACAAGGAUGCGGAGAAGAAAGCGGACACGGUCACUUGUGUGGAGCUGUCGAGCGGGAACACCACACCCAUCACCCCUACGGUUGUACCUGCUGAGGUGCCCAUGGAUACAGUGGUGUCCAUCUUACACAAGGAUGCGGAGAAGAAAGCCGACACGGUCACUUGUGUGGAGCUGUCGAGCGGGAACACCACACCCAUCACCCCUACGGUUGUACCUGCUGAGGCGCCCAUGGAUACAGUUAAGGCAGUACAGCUAAAGGGUCACUGGCAACACAUAAACCCCGUUCUGGCGCAAGUGGUGUCCAUCUUACACAAGGAUGCGGAGAAGAAAGCGGACACGGUCACUUGUGUGGAGCUGUCGAGCGGGAACACCACACCCAUCACCCCUACGGUUUUACCUGCUGAGGCGCCCAUGGAUACUGGAGUACGCGAUAAAGUAGACGAGUUGGAAUCAGCAAUAUUUAAAGAGAUAGAAGAGAAAGAUCAGAAAGAUGACGAAAUACACGAAGUUGUGGAGCAAAAGGCAGAUAAAGAAAAAAGUGUGCCUGCUGAUAAUACAGAAGUUAAGGAUACCGUUCCAGAAAAUGUCGAAGGACAAGCAAAUAUUACACAAAGGAGAAAACGAGGCAGACCUAAAAGACAGGCUUCACCAGCAAUUGUAGUCGCACAGAGCCCGGCUAAAAAACCAAAAAAAUCUCUAGAGCUAAGGAAAGUCGUAGAGGAAGUAGCUCAGGAUGUUAGCAACACCACAAAGAAUUCCGGGAGGCAGACCAGGUCCCCUAGGAAACUCUUAAAUGGCGUGGCUCCAAAAGCCAAAGCAAGUAGGAAAACAUUAGCAAAGGCACAGCCCGAGGCGCCUGUGGAAAGUGCCCCAAAUCCAGUAAUCGAUGAAAAUGAGGAUGAGGUGCGCUACAAGUUCCCGUCACCAGAACCUGAACAACAUACCACCAAGGCGACUAAUACAAACAAAAACAGUCCCAAGAAGCACUUACCUAACACCGCAUCACCCGAAAGCUUAUCCCACCACUCAGCAAAUAGCAGUCAAGGCUACCAAGACUCUGACACUAGCCCAUUUAACAUGAACUUCAGAAGAAAGAGACGCCUAAGCAUCUCCACCCUGUCUAUAAAAGGCAGGAAAUUGAAACGCAAACAAAGAAGCAGAUCAUAUCCCCUGAUAAAACAUGCCUUUAGUGAUAGCGAUUCAUCCUAUAGUAUCGCUUUCAAAACUGCAAGAAAAGAACAGUCUACCAUCAACUCUGAGGUGUAUAAAUCGGAUUCGUACCAAUUGCUCUUGCCUCGGUCUCGGACUAUAGAGAUACUGGAUAAGAUUGAAGAGGUCAAUGAUCACGAGACUGACUCGCUAGCGAAUGAAAUUCGUAAACUUCGUGACGAGAUUUUGAAAGCUAAUGACUCGGUAAUUAAAACUGAUCCAGCCAGUUCCAGUACACUGUCCCUACCACUGUCCCCAGAACUAUCAUUUGUUGAGAAUUUAUUAGUAAGCAGAAGUGCUAUUGCGGAAAUAAAUGAUCACCCGACAAUCAAUGAAACGGAGAGCAAUACUGCGCAAAAUACCUGUAAUAAUAAAUAUAUCAUGUCUGAGGUGGAUGUGUCCAUGCCUCUCAUGAACCAGGAUUGCGAACUCCAAGAAAACUACAGAAAGCAUCUAAUGACCGCGAUGAGUAAUUUAUCUGAUGGGCCAAAUUCUGCUGGACGGAAUUUGUCAAAGGAUUCAAGCUCGAGAAUGUCGAUUACGUCCGAAUCUAUCUUGAAAACUUAUUCUGGUGUCAACGUGGAGUCGUCAGACUCUCUAGACAGAAGACUGGAGCAACUGCUUUUGGAGAGCGCCCAAAAACCCGCGAAUAAGGAAGAAAAGAUGGAAGUGGAUACACAAGUAAAGAAAAAGGGGUCUAGAAAACGAUGUUCAACACCUCAUAAGAAAAACACUGUACAAAAUAAAAAGAAAAUAAAUCUAGAACCUGUUAUUGUUGAAGAAUCAAAAGCUAACUGUUCACGCGGUGGCAGGAGAUCAUGCCCGCCAUCUGUCAAUCUUGUUUACUGUGAAAAUAAUGUACCAGACAAUCUUGAAAUCAAUAUACACGAUCAAAGGAUUGACGUCACUGCGGUUACCAAAAAGCAACGGAUUAAAAAAGAUAUCAUCAAAGUCAAAAUAACAAAACCGAAGGCCAAGUCGCAAAAAAAGAAAAAAUCUCCUCAAAAGAAGCAGAAUAGCCGCAGUUCAAAUACUGAAGGAGAGAACGAGUCUGGUGUGUUUUUGCACGGAUUUGAAGACAGUAGCGAACUCAUACACAACCAUUCAGAGACAUGCCUUCACAUCGCAGACUGUAUGGACCCAGACGGUUCCAACAGUGUAGAGUUCAUAGACACUACAUCCAAAUCUAUAAUUUCUUUGACUUCGGGCUCUUUCGCUUCCGAGGAUAAAGAGAAUUUGGGUGGAAACUCAAUGGAAAGUGGGAACACAACACCUGAGCUGUAUUGUGACAAUGCUCAGUGUGCUACGAAUCUGCGUGAUGCUAGAGCAACAGAGGUGCAAAGCGCAGACAGCGGCAACACGAUGUAUUUCACCCCGUUCGCGAGCCGAUGCAACAGCGCUCUCACCGAAGACCUAUCACACCCGCCCGUACCAAAACCUCGCACGUCCAAAUGGUAUCUCCUCAGCGAGGACGAAAGUAACACCAAUUAUUUUGACGUGCAGGAUGACAGGCCAGUCUAUGGCGCUAAUUUGCAACAGAUAUUCCCUAUUACCUGUGCCAUACCUGACCUAUCGACCAUUACGGAGAUGUCAGAGAAAAGCCAAAAAGCUAGUUUGGACGCUACAGAAUUUAGAAGGGAGACAAAGUGAUAUAAGUAUUAUUUUUGUUUAAUUUUUAUUAUUGAUGAUUGUAGGGAGUUAAGGAUAUUAUGUUUAUUUAAUUUCUGAUAUAAGUUCGAUUUGUAAUUGAUGUUGAUUUAAUAUAUUGAUGAAGAAUUUAA
Molecule: messenger RNA, 5922 nt
Organism: Cydia amplana
Lineage: Eukaryota; Metazoa; Arthropoda; Insecta; Lepidoptera; Tortricidae
Exons: 22
Coding region: 152-5791 (1879 amino acids)
Source: RefSeq, a predicted model, not a curated record